CGUUUGUUGCGAUAUCGUCCAGACGCUCGUUACGCGCUCGUCGGACUUUGAAUUUGGGGAUCACGAAGCUACCCCCCGCCCCUACUCCCAGACUAGUUCUCUCUGAGAUUCUCUGACCAUCAUCACGAGCUACCAAAGUGUUGAGCGUUAACGUUCAAACGUUGAAGGUUGAAGCCACUGAGAUGCUGAUAACUUCACUCCCGAGUCCCUAGGCUACGGGCGUUAUCCUCGAGAUAUUUCGACACCGCCCGCACGAACAAUACUUUUCAACCUUCUGAAACGCCAUGGACAUUGGGUUUUGCAGAAAUGGCGUCAAAUUUCUCAAAACUUCCCCGCUAUAUAUCGAAGCAUAUCAAUUGACGAUGCUUCUACGAAUGACUAUCUUGCCUAUGCUAUCAAACAGCUCUCAAGACAACAUUUCGUUUAUUUUGGUCCGAGGAACGUAUCCAUGUUUUGACUGUUCCUUAGGAUUCUCCUCGUCAAGAAGGAAGUAUUUGUGAACAAUCCCAGGAUCUUUGCUCGCUCGGAACGUUGUACUACUAGCUACUCUUAUCGCGUUGUCAGCCUCCCUACUCUGGGACCGAUACCAUGCCCGUUACUUUCGUGGGUUCGCAUGUAUGUAACAUCCGAUAAAUGUUUUAGACAGAGUCCUUGCCUUGGCGAUGAUCACACAGCUGGAGGGGUUCCUCGUAUUGGCAGGAUACACGCUCGCCCAUCAAACGAAUUGAACGAUGCUGUUCGAAAGAUAACGCUGGCACGUCAACAUAGAGCACUUAUAAACGUCCAGGGGCAUGCCCUUGAAGUUGAAUGCGACUGCUCGGACGCAAAUCGAGGCCCUCCUAAGCCUCAUAUCCUCAUCAACCCACGCAGCCAUGUCAGAGUACGAGAAGACCGGUCAUGGCAUUCCCAUCCCCGACUCCUCAGAAUCUCAUCCGUUGGACAAUCAAGCUGGCGCCCUGGCGUUGAGAAGGGCCAUAUGGACACUCAAAGGUGCCUGUGAACGGUUAUGCACUACUCUCGCUCAGCCGAUGCACACGUUGAUCAAUCGCGCCAUGCCAUACGAGGCACCCUGCCUCAAGUUUGUUGCUGAGGAAGGGAUAGCCGAUAUCCUUGACAUCACUGCUCCAGAUGGCGCCAGAGGAAUGCACAUCAACGAUAUUGCUACUAGGAUGAAGAAUAAAGCUGACCCGGGGAAGCUCGGUCAAGUGAUGCUUCUUCUGUCGACUAGAGGGUGUUUCCAGGAAGUGUCAAAGGAUGUCUACGCUAACAACCGCAUCUCACUGCCAUUGCUAUCGUCCAAUCCGAUAUCUUCAACUAUCUCGCUCUAUUCGGGAGAGAUCCUUCAAGGCGUCACUAUGCUCCCUGAGGUACUCGUGCAUCCCGAAUACGCGUCUAGCAGGACAGUCAACAGAAGCAGUUUCUCGUAUCUGAUUAGAAAUGAGAUGGAGAACCCUUCGUAUUUUGGUUGGAUCCAGGCAAAUCCACAUGCAGGAAGGCGCUUUCAGCGAGCCAUGUUGGGAUUAAGGUGUGCUGUUGGUUCUUCAGAUGCGGUCGUACAAGUGUAUCCCUGGGAACAGUUACUAUCUCCCGCUUCUGGGAAGAGCCUGCUGACGUUCUGCGAUGUUGGUUCCGGACCCGGUGCUGUCUCACUAGCACUCUCUAAAUCUUACACCAACAACUUCAGAGUCAUUCUCCAAGACUUGCCUGAACCGCUCGAACACGCAAAGAGGCUUUGGUCAACUGAACACCCGGGAGCGGAUGUUCGUUUUGUUUCCAUGGAUUUUUUGAAGGAGUCACCGAUGCAUGGGCAAGAUAUUUAUUAUUUGAGUCACAUUCUCGUCGACUGGCCCGACUCAGACUCGAUCACAAUUUUGAAGAACGUUGCGAACGCAAUGAACAGCUCAAGCCGACUACUCCUUCACGACUAUGUCCUUCAACAUGCCCUCUUUGACCAGCAUCCCAUUGGAUCCUUUGAAUCAAGCGAAAUGGCACUAGAACUCCUCCUCAACUACGGUUCUGGCACUAUUCGGCCCGCCUACGUUAAUCUUAUGAUGCUUGCGCUGUACAACAGUUGCGUAAGAACGAGCGAAGACUUCAUAGCGCUUGGACGGCAAUGUGGUCUAACGCUGGUGAAGAUCUGGCCAUUAUCAGGAACUAGUCUGAUCGAGUUCAGACUAGCAAGCUGA
Molecule: messenger RNA, 2186 nt
Organism: Marasmius oreades (fairy-ring Marasmius)
Lineage: Eukaryota; Fungi; Basidiomycota; Agaricomycetes; Agaricales; Marasmiaceae
Exons: 17
Coding region: 792-2186 (464 amino acids)
Molecular function (GO): O-methyltransferase activity
Source: RefSeq, a predicted model, not a curated record